Dipodomys spectabilis (banner-tailed kangaroo rat) is the source of this 1696-nucleotide messenger RNA. It is a transcript of the gene Sbspon, whose product is annotated as somatomedin B and thrombospondin type 1 domain containing. The transcript is spliced from 9 exons. Bases 1 to 1608 code for a protein of 535 amino acids. NCBI's taxonomy places the organism in Eukaryota, Metazoa, Chordata, Mammalia, Rodentia, Heteromyidae. The record is from RefSeq and is a predicted model, not a curated record.
AUGGUUAAGACUGUGGCCUUGGAAAGCAGCGUAGUCUAUGCUUAUAAUUCCAAAGAAUUUUCUAGCAGCACAGGAUUAAUCUUGGCAUUGCCCAUAGCUUGGCCAUGGAUUAAAACUAUAGAACUGGCAGCAGAGACCUUGGGAGCAAUUCCCUUGAUUACUUGCUAUAAGGUGUUAGUGGAAGAAGCUCUCCUGGAAGAGAAUGACUACAACCAGAUGAUCAUCACUAGUUCUGAGAUUGAGAGCAUGUUAACCCAAGAGACACCAUACAGUUCACUUACUCCCUCUGACUCUCCUCUUUUGCAAUAUCGACCCUAUAGUCAUCCAGAAAGUGUAGAUCAAGAAAGUUUGGAGCCGGAAAAAUUUAGAAAAAAAAAAAAGAAGAAGAAGUCUUUCUGGGCCGGGUUCGUGGACGCAGCCGGCUCCCCACACCCCUCUCCCGCCCGCGGAGCACCUGCUUUCCGGUCUCCCCCUCCCCUGGGCCGUGCCCCGCGCGGGGCUGGGGCGCGGCCGGCCCACAGGCUGGCAGCCGCGAGGAGUGGGUGGCGCCCUAGCGCGGGCUGUGGGCGCGUCCCACCUGGGCUGGGGCCACCCCAAGCCGGAGCCCGUCGGGCGCGGGGCCAGGCUGGGGAGGGGCCGCGGGGAAGGGCGGAGGGCCGAGGACCCAGGGCCGCGGAGGGCGGGGGCGGCGGCGCGGGGCCCGGCCGACCGGUGCUUUUCGGACGGACGGUUCUGGCGGCUCCGGGGCUGGUGCGAGCCGAGCGCUUGUCCCCAGGGUCCGUGGCGUUGGCAGGUGCCGUCGGAGCGAUGGCCACGAGGGCCCUGUGGCUGGUGCUGUGCGCGCUGGCGCGACUGUGGCCGGGGGUCUUAGCGGGCUGCGCCGAGGCCGGGCGCUGCUGCCCGGGCCGGGACCCAGCCUGCUUUGCCCGAGGCUGGAGGCUGGACAGGGUCUACGGGACUUGCUUCUGCGACCAAGCCUGCCGCCUCGCUGGGGACUGCUGCUUCGACUACGCCAGGGCAUGCCCAGCUCGGCCCUGCUUUGUUGGAGAGUGGAGCCCUUGGAGUGGCUGUGCAGGCCAGUGCAGGCCAACAUCACGCGUGCGCAGGCGCGUGGUGCGCCAGGAGCCCCAGAACGGUGGGGCGCCCUGCCCGCCCCUGGAAGAGAGAGCCGGUUGCCUGGAGUACUCCACGUCACAGGGCCAGGACUGCGGGCACUCCUUUGUCCCUGCCUUUAUAACUACCUCUGCAUUCAACAAAGAAAGAACAAGACAAGUUGCAUCUCCACAGUGGUCUACACACACAGAGGAUGCUGGUUACUGUAUGGAGUUCAAGACUGAGUCCCUGACGCCUCACUGUGCCCUGGAAAACCGGCCCCUGACUCGAUGGAUGCAGUACCUUCGAGAAGGAUACACAGUAUGUGUGGACUGUCAGCCUCCAGCUAUGAACUCAGUGAGCCUUCGUUGUUCAGGAGAUGGCCUGGACUCUGAUGGAAAUCAGACUCUCCAUUGGCAAGCCAUUGGUAAUCCUCGAUGUCAAGGGACCUGGAGGAAAGUCCGACGAGUGGAGCAAUGUUCCUGUCCAGCUGUCCACAGUUUCAUUUUUAUAUAGAUAGCCAAGGAAAUAUUUCAAAAUUUGUAUGUGAAUGUACUUAAUAUUGUUAAUUUGUGUUCAAUGCUUCUUAAACCUUCCCAAAAUG